This is a messenger RNA of Sesamum indicum (sesame), 1066 nucleotides long. RefSeq names its product Eukaryotic initiation factor 4E protein (gene LSP1). Gene Ontology annotation, cellular component: cytoplasm; eukaryotic translation initiation factor 4F complex. NCBI's taxonomy places the organism in Eukaryota, Viridiplantae, Streptophyta, Magnoliopsida, Lamiales, Pedaliaceae. The record is from RefSeq and is a predicted model, not a curated record. Gene Ontology annotation, molecular function: RNA 7-methylguanosine cap binding; translation initiation factor activity. Gene Ontology annotation, biological process: translational initiation.
AACUCUAACCCUAGUCAGGCCAGCACUCCCCCUAAAAGCCCCAGGCAAAUCUCUCUCUCUCUCUCUCUCCACCUCCUUUGUUUCCCUCUCUAAAACCCCUUUUCUCGGAACUUUGAUUUGGUUGAAUGGCUAGUGAAGUGGCGGCUGCUGCAUCAGAGGUUCCAGCGGGAGUGCCGGCAACGGCGGAGAAGCAGCCGCACAAGCUGGAGAGGAAGUGGACGUUUUGGUUCGACAAUCAGUCGAAACCGAAACAGGGCGCAGCGUGGGGCACUUCUCUUCGCAAGGUCUAUACUUUCGACACCGUCGAAGAAUUUUGGUGUUUAUAUGACCAGAUAUUCAGACCCAGCAAAUUCCCAGCAAAUGCUGACUUUCACUUAUUCAGAGCUGGAGUCGAGCCCAAAUGGGAAGACCCUGAGUGCACGAAUGGGGGCAAGUGGACUGUUACUAGCAGUAAAAAGGCUAAUCUUGACACCAUGUGGCUUGAAACUUUAAUGGCUCUAAUUGGGGAGCAGUUUGACGAGGCCGAUGAGAUCUGUGGAGUGGUGGCCAGCGUGCGCCAAAGGCAAGACAAACUCUCAUUAUGGACCAAGACUGCAGCCAAUGAAGCAGCUCAGAUGGGCAUUGGGAGGAAGUGGAAGGAGAUCAUUGAUGUCACUGAUAAGAUCUCUUACAGCUUCCAUGAUGAUUCCAGAAGGGAAAGAUCGGCGAAAAGUCGAUACAAUGUGUGAGGAUCCUAGAGUACAUUGCUGAGCAUGUCAGUUCCUGAACUUGAUAAACUGGAAAGCAAACUACGCAGCAUGCUCUUUUUUCUUACAAGCUAGUCACUAGUAUGUCUGUCGCAUGUAUCCAUGGUUGCUGUCAUAUUUUUUAACUGAGUUCUGUAGUUUGGUUUGUUUAAGGUGCUUAUAGGUCAUUUACUCUUCUCAAUUUUAAAAAGAUUUUUUGAUUCUCAUACUACUACAUAGCUUCUCAUCUCCUGUACUGUGUUUGAGAACUUUUCUCCUGCUGUACUACAAAGCCAACUUCAUACUUUUCCAUUGCUUUCCUAAUUUAAAUUCAAUGCCAA